UUUUGACUUUCCUUGUUAAUCCCACCCCUUUCUGAACAGACAUGAAAGCAACUGAAACAUUGUGAUUUCAUUCUGUUCCUGACACACGAUGGAUCUGAGAGUCUCUGUCGUUCUUCUUUUCUUUUUUCUCACUGGAGGAUAUUCUCUGAGGUGUUACUCGUGCACACCUAGUUUGAUGAGUUCGUGUGAAGCAACAACAACAGUGGAGACAUGUAAAGCUGGAUAUGAAUGUUCAAGCAGUACAGCGGAACAAACAUUUGAUUCCACUAAGGUGUCCUUCACAACUAAAGGGUGUGCAAAGGAAUGUCAACGUGCGACUGCACAGACACCAGAGGGACUGAAAGUGUCUCUCCAUUGCUGUAACACUGACCUUUGCAAUGCAGCAGAUGGAGUGUAUAAGGGAAGCUUCCUCCUGCUCUUCUCUCCUCUGCUCUUCUACUUCCUGUUUCAGUGAGUCCAGAUUCUGCACUUCAGAUUCUACAGCGAAGACCAGCGCAAAAACAUAUUCUUUCAUACACAGAAAAUGAGAUACUUUGAGAAUGUAUAAGAUUGUAUAUAAACCCACUUAUCCAUAAAUCAUGAAAAUGUGAUUGUGGUUGUUCAAGUAGCAGGUUAACCAAUCAAAUUUUUUAAAUGCUUGGAAGCUAAAUUACUAUUGUCAUGUUUUGUUUUCAAGGUCUUUUAUUUUUCUUUCUCUUUGUUUCUUGUUUCCUGAGUUUGUAUAAUAACUAAUUUUUAUAAUGGAAAUGAAUCAAUCAAAAACUUACUUUAGCUGGACAAUAACUUUUUUUCUAGAGCUGCUGUACAGUCAAAACAAUCUCUGUUUCAGUAAUUUCCUAUUAUCACUGUAAAGCUGCUUUGAAACAAUCUGUAUUGUAAAAAGCGCUUUAUAAAUGAAGGUGACUAAACUUCCUAUUGUUCCCCCUG
Ctenopharyngodon idella (grass carp) is the source of this 927-nucleotide messenger RNA. RefSeq names its product cytotoxin 7-like. Lineage: Eukaryota; Metazoa; Chordata; Actinopteri; Cypriniformes; Xenocyprididae. The record is from RefSeq and is a predicted model, not a curated record. Bases 89 to 454 code for a protein of 121 amino acids. The transcript is spliced from 4 exons.